GUACUUGGUUAUUGCUGUGUCUGUUCAUUUGUCUUUAAUGUGGACGAUAAGAUACAAGUGACGUCUGUAGUCCUGAGAUGGCUGGAACAUGUAGACAUCAAGUCAGCAGGAAAUCCCUCUUUCACUGUUGAGUGGAGUAGUUUUAGAACACCGACUGCUCAAAUAGUUAGUGGAUGUAGACCAGUGAGAGCACGGGGAGCGUACCGCAUAGCUCAUUCCCACGAUGGUCUCACCCUUGCUGUUGCCGCCAAUCAGAGAUCUCCCCAUAAUAACAGAGUCAUAUUCAUAUCACUACUGACAUCCACUGCACAGGUUUCUGAUUUGAAAGGAUGUGGUACUAAAGCUCCAAACCCGCCUCCCAAUCUAGCGAGGUCAUUUUGGGUAACAGACAUGAAAUGGACAUGUGAUGAUUUGUUUAUAGUGUGUAUGACUAAAAGAGGUUCUCUAGCAAUAAUGACAAGGCUAGGGGAACCUGUCCGAUUGGAAAGCCAGGGAUGCUCAGUCGAGCUUGGACCAGAUAUGUAUUUGCCAUUUCAUCCACUUAUUUCAUACACCUCUAAAAAGGAACAACAUGAAAAAAUUCAGCAACAGCACCAGCCGCAGUCACCCACCAGUUCUAUGAUGUCAGAAGUGGAUAUAAUGAAACAGAAAUUCUCUGUUUCUACCCAUCCGUCGUUACCACUUCUGCUUUGUUCAGAUGGAUACUUAGUCACCGUUAUACAGCUUCCUGAAGACUCCUCUUGUGCUAAUCUGAUGAAAACUUUCCUGGCAGAAGCAAGACUCAAACUCAACAAAAUAAGCGAGCAACACAAUAUACACACCGCUUUACUACCCACCAUAAAAUUUGAUCAGACCGACAGCCUUCCAAAGCGUCGGGUGCAAAUCAACUACCAAUUUGAGCAAGCAGGGGAUACUAUGGGUUUAAGUACAGGAAGUUCUAUGUCGCCAAGUGAGUUUCUAGGACUGAAUGAUCUUGAUGAGGGAAAGUUAAUGUUCGGUGAUGGUAUGGAUGAAUUCAAUAGGACUGGUGGGUCGCGAGGAGAGACUCCGGAUUUUGACACCACAAAGCAUCUACAGGCCGUGCAGACAUCACUGCAAGCUGCUUGGGGAUUGGGAAUCUCAUAUACCGGCAUAUGGACAACACAACUUGAUAAAAUCAUGGUGAUUACCGUUGACAGUAUGAUAAAGCUGUGUGAGCUGUUGUUGAAAACAGCACCAGAUUCUAAAGUGUCUAAGAUAGAGCAGGACGAUGGCCUGCUGCAGAGGAUUUUUAAACUCUUUGCAACAUCGCCAGACAUGUAUCGAAUACUGAUGUUGCUUCGUCAUGCUCUUAGCGUACUGGGUUGGGAUACUGUACAUCAAAAUUCCUCUUCUUAUACUCUACGACUCGUAACAGGUCUAUGCCAAACCUUACUGCAGACCGACACACGACAGUCUUACUUCAAAACGCUGGCCUGCUGUUACCACAUCCUACUGUAUUCAGAGAAGGCGAUAAACAACGCAUACAGCUGGCUUCCAAAAGCCAUGAAUAUAGACUCUUCAGCAUCAGAGUUUGAAUUUCAUCUUUCAGACAAUGUAGAGGGCACGGUUCUCUGUCGGCAGUUGACUCGUCGACGUGCUAGUCUGCGAGAGUUUGACUAUGAGGGUUCAUUAAGUGCGAGAAGUCAGCGCGGCUCUAUGAGUGCAAGAAGUUUACGAGACUCUGUACGUGAAGCCAGAGAGGAGAUUGAUCAGCUCAAGAUUGUGGAGGAAAGUGUUGUAUCAUUGAAACACACUCCAGCAAAAAGGCUAAUGUUAAGUUGGAAGUCUCUGUAUAGACAGCUACUACGAUACCAUUCCAAGUUAUCACACAGACUCACUAAAGCUAGUGAUAUUACUGACAGUAUGGAUAAUAAAAUUGUUGUGAAACAGCAGAAGGUGAUCUUAUUGUUAUGUGCAACGCAGGUGAAACUACAUGAUUUAGGAUUUGAUAUUGUAGAAGAUAGAACAUGGAAGAGGAAUCUCAAUCGAGUAUUUCUCAAAGGUGCUAUGCAUUAUGAAGCUGGUCAUCUCUCGCAGGCCAUCGAAACCUGGCGGGACAUAGCUGAAGAGAUCAGCAUGGCUGAAAACCCAUCCCUGACAUCAUAUCCCUUAUUAGAAACACAGUCACUGUUAGCUGUGUUGUACACUCAGCUACAACAAUCUAAUCUGAUGGGUGCUCUGCAGCUUGUGGAUUCGUUAAUCGACUGUUAUUCUGAGCUGCCGGGCUUGGGUGGUUCACGCUCAUUCAAGCAGCAGCUCAAGCUUUGUAAAUCUGAUGCUUCCUUCAUGUCUGUGUUCACCAACAUGCUAGGUCCACAGGAAGCGGCUCCUAUCCUCCCGUGUGUCAAUAGGACCAGUAUAAAACCUGUUGUAGAAUCCUUGUCUAGGUUCAUGGCGUUAUACUUCAGCAAUCGAUCAUUGUAUAUAUAUCCUCCACAUGCUGCGGCACCAUUAAAACCUCUCUACAAUAAAGAUAUAGUACAUG
Messenger RNA from Saccoglossus kowalevskii, 2506 nucleotides. RefSeq lists its product as uncharacterized. The record is from RefSeq and is a predicted model, not a curated record. NCBI's taxonomy places the organism in Eukaryota, Metazoa, Hemichordata, Enteropneusta, Harrimaniidae.